Molecule: messenger RNA, 276 nt
Organism: Oldenlandia corymbosa var. corymbosa
Lineage: Eukaryota; Viridiplantae; Streptophyta; Magnoliopsida; Gentianales; Rubiaceae
Source: the annotation of a GenBank genome assembly
AUGGCUCCAACCCCUCGUAAUGGACUUGGUCCGACAAAAUAUAAUGCUGUUGUAAUUGUGGAUAGCCCAACUCAUGGAGUACGUGAUGAGGAGGAUCCAUAUGAGUUCAACCCUGGAGAUGAUCUGAUGGUCGAUGAUAGCCAAACUCGCUGGCGGCCGAAUCCUUACCCUGAGGAACCAACAACUAGAUGGCGAAGUGAUGGUGGUAAUGUUGCUGAUGAUGCAACUGUGGAUGAGGGGGUGGCUUUGGAAUCAACAGUUCUUAGUAGCCUUUGA